CAAGCCGUGGCUGGAGGAGCUCGGGGGGAACGUGUACGGCUCGGGAGCAACUGGGGAGAGUCUGGGGAGCUCUAAGCGGGCUCGUUACGGCGCGGGGCACGGCAGGCCCUUAUGUCAUCCUCCUCCUCAGGGCCGGGGACGCCAUUUUGGGGAGCAGUGGCGGUGAUCUCCCGACGGGACAGGGACAUGAGAGCAAAGGGGUCUUGCUUAUAGUCCUCAAAUAUCUCUGGACUGCAUCCUGUCCCUCGAGGUAAUCUCCAGUGCUAUAGGGUGUUAAUAAGAAGGGGAGCCCGAACAUCAUUUCGUAAGGAGAUACCCGCAAGUCUGACCAAGGCCUUGUUCGAGCUCACAACAAGGCGAGAGGCCCUUAUGUCAUCCUCCUCCUCAGGGCCGGGGACGCCAUUUUGGGGAGCAGUGGCGGUGAUCUCCCGACGGGACAGGGACAUGAGAGCAAAGGCUGAAGCGCUCAAGAAAGAAGAGGCCUGUGGAAAAGUAAAAUUCAUCAGCAACCUCCAAGUGGCUGAGGAUCCAUCCUCGUGAGAGCAGGAAUGGCCAGCAAUGGGCACAGCUUUGUGGCUGCCCCAGCUUUGGGAUGGGCCCUGGGCCUGGAGCAGGAGCAGCUCUUGAGGGCCCCAAGGCCGGGGCUGUGGUGCUGGCCUGGGCAGAUGGGAUGGCAGGAGGGGCUGCAGAGCUGCCAGGAUCUCCUGGAGAGGGGAGCAGGGCACCCAGGGAGCCUCCUUUUCCUUUGGCCAGGCACUUUCCCCCAUGGCUGGGGGUGAGGCCUCUCUGAGCUGCAGCUGCUGCUGUGCCCUGCAGAGGGGCUGAGGCCGUGGGGCAGUGCCCAGAGCAGCCUGCCCUGAGCAGAGCUGUGGGGCCAGAGCCGGCUGGGCUGUGCUGGGGAGAGGCCCUGGCUGCUGCUGAGAGCUCAGGGCAGCUGGGACAGCUUGGAGGGAGCUGGGCUGGGCUCAGAGAGCCUGCCAGAGAAACCAGCAGUGUCCAUCUCAGCCUGGGUGAGCGUGCAGGGACAGGACUCAGCCCAGGCCUUGUGGGGCAGGGCCAGCGCCUACAGGGCAAGGGAUUGAAAACAGGCAAGUGGCCGAGAGAGGAGGCUGCUCUGUGCCCUUGGUGGCAUGAGCAGGGCAGGGAGGGGGCCCAGGACAUUUGUCACUGCCAGGCUCUGUCCCCAGGUGCUGCCAGCCCUGGCUGCUGAGCCCAGGUUUGGCCUGGGCUGAGUUUGGCUGUGGCCCAGCUCCAUCCUCCUGCAGGGCUCAGGGCCUGUUGCUGGCCAUGGCCAGCCCUGCCCGGCCUCUGUGCUGGCCCAGAGCCCGGCAGAGCCCGGGGCAGGGCUGUGUGUGCAGGCCCACAGGUGCCACGGGCUCUGCAGGAGCUGGGAGAGGCUGCCCAGCAGGGAGGCCAUGGGGCACAGAGCCCCAGGGCUGCUGUGGGCACCACGGCACAGGGGCCAUGCCCACCCGCAAUGCUCCUGCCCUGGGCUGGGCCUGCCCAGGGGCUGGGGCACCAUGGCUGGGCCAGCGGGGCACAAAGGGGCCACGGAGCCGCUGCCGGGGCUGGCAGCAAGGCCAGGCACAGACAAGGAAUUGCUGAGCAUGGCCUGUGCUGGCCAGGGCUGGCUGUGGCAAGGGCAGAGCUCAGCUGCCCUUGGUGGCUGCAGGAAAAGUCCAGAGCCCAAAGAGCCUCCAUGACUGUGCUGGAGACCAAGGCUGCAGGAGGGAAAGGCAGGGCUGCUGUGGGAUGGGGAGGGCAUUGAAUUCCAGCAGACACCACAGAUGGGAGGCUUAGCAAGGCUUGAAGAGAAGAGAAGCUUCACAAGCCUCCAAGGGGGGAUGUUACCAGAUGAAAAACCAUCUCCAGCUGGUGAGCACACACAGUUCUUGUUCUUCAAAACCCCCUGACCCAUGGAACUGCACCAUGCCCGUUGUGUAAGAAGAAUUGGAAAGCGACCAGCUCCAGUUGUGCCAACUUUUACCAGUUCACCGGGCAGUCAGGUCUGACUCUGGCAUCACCGAGCACCAGGGACCACCAAAGAGACCCCCAGGACAGAAGAACACCGCUGUGAAGGUGCGACUGGAUGAACAAAUACAAGGAAUUCCCUCAGCACAGUUCUUCAGCUGAGCAAAUUGCCAACAGGAAAUCUGAACAGCUUUUUGGUGUAUCACAACUUCAGUUAAUUGGAGAUCAGCCAGUGUUCUCGUUUGCCUCUCACUGCACAAGAAGAAGGAAUCCUCCAGAGCCCAUUUGUUAGUCCCUGCUCUCAGUGCCUGCAAAUCCCAGAGCCCAGAUAAAAAUUUCCUUAGGCAGCAAAUGUCCAAUAGCAGCUCCUUCAGCCACUUCCUCCUGCUGGCACUGGCAGACACGCGGCAGCUGCAGCUCCUGCACUUCUGCCUCUUCCUGGGCAUCUCCCUGGCUGCCCUCCUGGGCAACACCCUCAUCAUCAGUGCCAUAGCCUGCGGCCACCACCUGCACAGCCCCAUGUUCUUCUUCCUGCUCAACCUGGCCCUCACUGACCUGGGCUGCAUCUGCACCACUGUGCCCAAAGCCAUGCACAAUUCCCUCUGGGACACCAGAGAAAUCUCCUACUCAGGAUGUGCUGCACAGGUGUUUCUGUUUGUCUUUUUCAUUUCAACAGAGGUUUCUCUCCUGACCAUCAUGUGCUACGACCGCUACGUGUCCAUCUGCAAACCCCUGCACUACGGGACCCUCCUGGGCAGCAGAGCUUGUGCCCACAUGGCAGCAGCUGCCUGGGCCAGUGGCUUUCUCUACGCUCUGCUGCACACAGCCAAUACAUUUUCCCUGCCCCUGUGCCAGGGCAAUGCCCUGGGCCAGUUCUUCUGUGAAAUCCCACACAUCCUCAAGCUCUCCUGCUCCAAAACCCACCUCAGGGAACUUGGGAUAAGUGCUGUUGGUGCCUCUUUAGCUUUUGGCUGUUUUGUGUUCAUUGUUUUCUCCUAUGUGCAGAUCUUCAGGGCUGUGCUGAGAAUCCCCUCUGAGCAGGGGCGGCACAAAGCCUUUUCCACCUGCCUCCCUCACCUGGCCGUGCUCUCCCUGUUUGUCAGCACUGGCAUGUUUGCCAACCUGAAGCCCCCCUCCAUCUCCUCCCCAUCCCUGGAUCUGGCAGUGUCAGUUUUGUACUCGGUCGUGUCUCCAGCCCUGAACCCCCUCAUCUACAGCCUGAGGAACCAGGAGCUCAAGGCUGCCCUGAGAAAAUUGAUGACUCUGUAUUUUCAGAAGUAUUAAACUCUCUCUUUUCUGCUGCAGAGCCUUUUGAAUGUAACUCUUUUGAAUCUCAGCCUUAGUUUUCCCUAUUUCUGCAUUUAUUCAUUGGUAACUUUCUACUCUUGUGUGAUUUACAAAUACUGUAGUAUUACUUUUUGUAUUUCUAUAUGAAUAUCUACCUUUCUUUUGAAACACAAAGACCUGCAAGAGGUCUGUUCCAUGUGCAUUUAAAUAAAAACAAGUGCCUGCCCUGACCUGUGUGUCCAGGAUCAUUCCUCAGUGCUUCUCUGGCUCUGCAGUGAAUGAUUUUGGGUACCUUAACACCUCAAGGGUUAAAGGUUUCCAGGUUAAAUGGGCUAACUUAAUGCAGUUUCUGCUGUGGAAAGUGUUUUAUGUUCAACUGGAUGUUGUAUUAAAUGCUUUGCCCAAGUUCCUUGGUUCUCUGUACUUUGCCAGUAAAAUUCUGUGUGGUUUUCACCUCUGAGCUCCGUUGGUCAGAGCAUGGUGCUGAUAUCAGCGAGGCUGUGGCUUCAAUGCCUGUGUGGGCCAUUCACUUGACAGCUGGAAUUGCUGGUCCUUGGGGGUCCCUUGCAACUAAGAAUAUUCUUUGCCUCUGUGUCCCUUGAGAAUAUCUGCUGGGGGUUUGUCCCGUGCACCAAAGGCAAGUCAAGGAGCCUUUGGUUGCCGCCAUCAUUGGAGUGUUGUGGCUGUUGCAGCCCCGCAGGCUCCCAGUGGCCUCUUGUUUCCGUCAGGCCCUGCUGGCUCCCGCUGGCCCUUGGUUCCAUGAGGAUCUGCAGGGUCCCACAGGUUGAUGGCAUUUGUCCUUGCUGCCCCUCACCUCCCCCUGCCCCACAAACAGCCCCGAGCCCCCCGUGAGGGACAGGCCCUGCUGUGCCAGGCCUGGGCUCAGGGCUUGGCCUUUCUGCUGCCUCCAGCCAGCCAGGGCUUGCUCAGCAUUGCAGUUCCUGCUCACAGCCUUUGGCUCCCUGCAGUCCUGGCCUCCAGGAUCUGCUCUCCCCACUCCCUGGGGAGCCUUUGCCACUCCCUGCCCUCACUGGGGCCACUGAUGCUCCAAGGGACUUGGACUUUGCCUUUGGACUCCUGGAGCAGCUUCUUCACCCUUCUCUCAGUGCCUGAGGCUCCUGGGCUCAGCCCCAAAUCCAGCCUGGGGCUGAUUCAAGUUAGA
Molecule: messenger RNA, 4420 nt
Organism: Poecile atricapillus (Black-capped chickadee)
Lineage: Eukaryota; Metazoa; Chordata; Aves; Passeriformes; Paridae
Product: olfactory receptor 14J1-like
Exons: 7
Coding region: 2323-3255 (310 amino acids)
Biological process (GO): G protein-coupled receptor signaling pathway
Cellular component (GO): membrane
Molecular function (GO): olfactory receptor activity; G protein-coupled receptor activity
Source: RefSeq, a predicted model, not a curated record